Stegodyphus dumicola is the source of this 612-nucleotide messenger RNA. RefSeq names its product secreted RxLR effector protein 161-like. The record is from RefSeq and is a predicted model, not a curated record. NCBI's taxonomy places the organism in Eukaryota, Metazoa, Arthropoda, Arachnida, Araneae, Eresidae.
AUGUACUUCUUUCCACCUCUUAAUAAGACUGGUGUUUCGAAUAAGUCUGCAUGUAUUAUCUCACCAGACAUUUGUGUUUUUGAUUAUGGUCAACCGAAUGACGACGGCAUGAUCAAGAUCAAGGAGGCAAAGCCUCUCAGCAGUGAAAUAUACCGAUCAGUAGUUGGCAGUUUGCUGUACUUGGCGAUGUCGACCCGACCGGAUAUUGCUUACCCAGUGAGUUUGAUGUCUCGAAAGCUGAACAAUGCUACAGAGAUUAAUUGGGAAAUCGUACAGACAACAUUAAGGUACCUUCGCAGUACCAUAGAACCCGACAUUGUGUACAAUAAUGAAGAUGAUAGAAGUUUGAUGUUGUUUAGUGAUGCAGAUAACAACAGCUGUGCAGAAACACGCAAGUCUCGAACAGGUGCUAUUUCUUUCUAUGGUGGAGGUGCAAUUACGUGGCGAAGCAAGCUACAGGAGGCCAUAUCCAAUUCAAUGACAGAGGUAGAGAAAAUGGCAGCAGCUGAUGCUACAAAAGACCUGAUAUGGUUGAAGAGCUUGUUCAGUGAGAUAGCUAAUAAUGUUUCAUUGCCUAUCCUACAAAUUGAUGAUCAGAGUACUAUCAAGUAA